Hyalella azteca is the source of this 2137-nucleotide messenger RNA. Its product is annotated as serine protease 40-like. Gene Ontology annotation, molecular function: serine-type endopeptidase activity. Gene Ontology annotation, biological process: proteolysis. Lineage: Eukaryota; Metazoa; Arthropoda; Malacostraca; Amphipoda; Hyalellidae. The coding region runs from base 67 to 867 and encodes 266 amino acids. The transcript has 6 exons. The record is from RefSeq and is a predicted model, not a curated record.
AGGUGCCACAGCGACGGACUGUGGGGGUUGUACGGGGAAGCUGCAGUCAACGCAACCCAGCCACGCAUGCCGUUCGUCUGCCAGCCCCGACACCUCAACCCUCCAAUUUGUGGACGGAAGCCGCGCUACCGGAGCACUGGGCGUACAUUAGACCUGUUCGAGUACUAUGCCCCGCGCAACCUCCAUCCGUGGCUGCUGGGGCUCAAGAAGUAUAAGCGCUACGAGUGCAGCGCCACUCUUAUCAGCGACUCGUGGCUGCUGACGGCAGCGCAUUGCGUCGUCCGUUCGCAGGAGAGCCGAAACAGAACAGUGGACCCUCGUGACCUGAAGGUGCAGCUCACGCUGAAUCCACGCGACGACAGAUUCGUGACGAAAAUAGUGCUUCAUCCUGACUACGAGCCCGGCAUUAAUCCGCUCAACGACCUCGCUCUCGUGAUGCUGGAGGAACCGUUGAUCUUCAGCGAGCGAAUGUACCCCGCUUGCAUUGACCUCUACGGGGAAGGCUUCCUCAGCUCCUCCACAGCCCUGGCGUUCAGCCGCGCCAACGAGUCAAGGUACGAGUACGAUGAGGUGCUGCAGGAGCUGGACCCGGACUGCCAUGGUCCCGCCCCGCGGUGCCGGUCCUGGCGCAUCGAGGACACGCAGUUCUGUGGCCUCGCUCUUGAAGAAAACAAGAAGCUGGUUGGGGGUUCGUCAGGAGGGCCGUACAUGCAGAACCAUGGUCCGGACGCCGAAGAGAGCUGGGCUGUGUCCGGCGUGAUGUCCGCCUCCGUGGACAGAACGGGCUGUGAUCAGCCAGUGACCAUUUACACUGCUGUCCAUCAUUUCAAAGAGUGGAUAGAAAGCGUGGUUGAGGGUGGUCAAUAAUGGUCGAAUAGCAAAGUCUGACUCGUUGCCUGUUUCCCACAUGGCGGACCGUGAUUACCUACUGGAAUUGGCAGGGCACGUUGCCUUAAAACCUCAAAAACAAUUUUUUCUAACUCAGGAAACGGUUACUACGUGGAUGAACAAUAUGCGCAACCAAUCCAGAUUAACUGAAUGAUCCACUUCAGUUACCCACUUGAAGAAUUAUAUUUUAGGAUUAGGUUACUAUAUUGUCAACUGAUAUUAGAAGAACUAAUACUAGUCUUCUACUUCCGAGCGACGCACCGUCCUCAAGAAAGCCAUCAGAAGAAAGAAGUGCGAAGAUCUGGCAACCAAGCGCCGAACUUCUUAGGACGCCAGAGGAUAGAAUUAAGUUACUCAUUAGGUUUUGAGUUUCUAGUUCUUAAAGUUUUACUUUGUGCCCGUUGGCCCCUGUUAGCUGAUUACGAUUUUGAUUCACCUAGUUAAUUAACUGAGGUUUCGCUUUGUGCCCUUUGGCGCCUGUAAGCUGAUUAUGAUAUUGGUUUGCUUAGUUAAUUAACUAGUGCUCUAGUAACGUUGAGCUUAGCUUCCACACUGCUAUUAAUAGUCAAUGUUAUUAUUUACUUCUCUUACAUUAUUUUACUAGUGUAAAGAGUCAUUGCUCUAUAGCACGUUCACUGUAACGUAAUCGUACUUGCUUCCAAAUUUUUAUCGAAUACCAUUCAUAUUUUUGCGAAGUGGACGUGUCAGGUAGUAUUGUAACAUUAAGCUAUACGUCACCACCUUUACCUUCUGUAGCAUUACUCACGUCAGCUUCCGUGACGUCAUUGUAGUGAAUCUAUACAAGCUCCUCAAGCAUCCCAUGAGUCAGUCGCAUACGCAUCCACUUACGUUCUGACGGCUCCGACACUCGCUUGCCUCACUCCCGAACUUGUCGAUUUAGCUACCUGAUUUAUUAGUGUACUAACACCUCAUCGUGAUUUAUCUUGAAUAAUUACGGGUUUAGAGUUGCCACUCCAUCAUUUCUUUCAUCCCUCCUUAUUAUAUCAUUGGGAUAAUUAUUUGAACCGAAAUUAACUCAGACCUUUUAGUAAUCAAAACUGGUCCCAAGUGUCAGUGAAAAGACACCCGGACAAUACUAUAAAAUAUAGUAAGCAUAAUUGUCCUAAUAUUAGCACGGACCUAGUCUCGUAUAAAAUCAAGUGUUACCAGUUUGUUUGAUUCAUUUAUAGGAGUGUCGUUGAUUAUGUAACCUGGUCUCCGAACAUUGAUUCACUAAACAGUGAGAGCA